Tarenaya hassleriana is the source of this 1331-nucleotide messenger RNA. RefSeq lists its product as uncharacterized. The record is from RefSeq and is a predicted model, not a curated record. The coding region runs from base 70 to 1155 and encodes 361 amino acids. The transcript is spliced from 6 exons. Lineage: Eukaryota; Viridiplantae; Streptophyta; Magnoliopsida; Brassicales; Cleomaceae.
ACAUAUAUAUAUAUACACACACUCCAUCUUUUUUUGUUCUUGGAUAAAUAUUCAGAGGAGGAAGAAGAAAUGGCGUACAGGAGAAGACAGGGAAUAGCGAGGGCAUCCACCUUCAAGGAAGACAUUCACAGCCAGCCUCCUCCUCCUCAGGACAAAUCCUUCUCUUCGAAUUCAUCUCUCGCUGCUCAGGCCAUUCGUGCUCAGGUGGGAGGAUUCAACGCCUACGAAGAUGCAUCUAAGAACGAAGAUCGCGGAUUCUGGGGAAUUCUCGCUCAGAAAGCCAAAUCCAUCCUCGACGAUGACGAUGUGAUCCCCCAUCACCACCAUCAUCAGUAUCCGUCCAAUCAGAACGAUGGAUUUCGCAAACUCGCCUUCUCUCUCAACCAGAUCGGAGACUCUCUUGAGAAGGCCUUCGAGGAAGGUCGAACCAUGGUGGAGAACAAGGCGGCAGACAUCAUCCAAGAGACGCGUAGGCUUCAGACCAGGCGAAAGGGAUCUGACGCCGACACAGAGAAUCAAUCCUCCGGAGGGAACAGCCCAUGGCAGCCUCUGGUUCUACCGCCGCCGGUCAACCCCACGAGCCAUGGCUCCCAGCUCAAAGCAUCCCGUGAUGUGGCAAUGGCUACAGCAGCCAAAGCAAAGCUUCUUCUUCGAGAGCUGAAAACUGUGAAAGCAGACUUAGCUUUCGCCAAGGAAAGAUCUGCCCAGCUCGAAGAAGAGAACAGACGCCUUAGAGAUAGUCGGGAGAAGGGUAGUAACCUUGCAGAUGAUGAUCUGAUAAGGCUUCAGCUUGAAACCCUAUUGGCCGAGAAAGCUCGGCUAGCUCACGAAAACUCGAUCUACGCGAGGGAGAACAGAUUCUUGAGGGAGAUUGUGGAGUAUCAUCAGUUAACAAUGCAGGAUGUGGUUUACAUCGAUGAAGGGAUUGAAGAAGUUGCGGAAGUGAACCCUUCCAUAACAAGAACACUGUCUGCAGCCUCGUUCCCGGCCUCGGAUUCUCACUCCCUCUUGUCCUCGCCCUCAUCUCCAUCCUCUCCUUCUCGGGUUUCCAUCACAACCACCGAGAUCUAUCCGCUCUUGCUUCAGCAGUCUGAUGAUGUUUCUCCUGAGCAGAGCCUGCAAACUGUUCCACCUCCUCCAAUGGCUGACCCCUAGUAAGAAUAAGAACCAGUCUCUCUUUCUAAGCCUCCCCCCUUUUUUCUCUCUUUUCUUGUUUGCAUUUUUUGGCUGAGUGAAAAAUCCAAUCUGAUUGUUUUUUCCCCCCAUGUAUUCUUUCAUUCUCUUUCUCUGUCUCUCUGCAGUAGUCAGCUAAAAGAAGAUUUUUUCUUACA